Mesorhabditis belari is the source of this 1440-nucleotide messenger RNA. NCBI's taxonomy places the organism in Eukaryota, Metazoa, Nematoda, Chromadorea, Rhabditida, Rhabditidae. The record is from the annotation of a GenBank genome assembly.
AUGGUUAAUUGUACCAUGAAUAUCUCGUUUUCGCUUAACGACGGCUAUCAAUCUGAUGAUGAGUAUGAUGACGGGGAUUACAAGCAUUCAACAUUUCAAACGGAUCAUCAUCCAAUGGACGGAGCAGCCACAGUCACCGCUUUAUUGGAUCAUUUGACGAGAAAUUAUGAUAAAAGAGUUCGGCCGCUUGAGGGAACGAAUUCGCCGGUGAUGGUGCAUAUGACGAUUGUCCUCGGGAUUCUCACCGAAUUGAGAGAAAACCAGCAGAUUGCAUCUCUUGUGAUGUCACAUGUACAGAAGUGGCGAGAACCAAAGUUAUCCUGGCAUCCAGAAGACUUCAACAAUCUCACUCAAGUCGUCAUCCCGCAGAAUCUCGUCUGGGUACCGAAAAUCUUCAUCUAUAACAGUAUGGAGACGAAAGAGAUGUUGUCUGAGAAUCGCUUUGAUGUGCGAUUGCAAAGCGAUGGUGAAGUGAAAAUCAAUAUGCCCGUUUUCACCUCGGUGCUUUGUCGAUUGAACAUCGAAUUAUUUCCUUUCGAUACACAAUUUUGUGCCGUUGCCUUGGCGUCUCCACUCUUGAAUGUCCAAGAAAUGGAUGUAAACGCCACACAACCACCAAAUGAUGCCUACUUUGCGGGUAACGCUGAAUGGGAAGUGAUAAAUGUGACUGUUCGACAGAUGAGAUUUAUGGAGUAUGGAGAGUAUCGUGUUGAGGUUCAUUACAUUCUUCACCUCAAUCGUCGACCGAUCUACUAUGUGACAGUGAUCGUUGUGCCCACAUUUCUCAUCUCAGCGCUCUCAAUUUUGGGAAUUUUCUCUCCCGGAUCAAAUGAUGGACCAAGGAAUGAAAAGGUUUCCCUUGGGCUUGGCUCACUCUUGGCGAUGACUGUACUUCUAGAUAUCGUUGCCGGUGCAAUGCCCAAAUCGAACUCAAUCCCCCUUCUCGGUUUCUAUAUUAUUGUUGUGAUUAUGUUGUGCGCAGUCGGUGUCGCGAUAUCAAUGGCUCUUCUUGGGCUUUCAAGGUCGUACAUCCAGACCGAGCAAAUGCCCUCGAAUGCCGCCUAUCGUUUACUGAUCAUGUCACCGAUGAAAAAAGUCGACAGUAUAACUGUGAACAACUAUGCGCCCAUUGAAAUGAUCAAGAAUGCCGCAGAAAGCGUUGUAAAAACGUCAACAGCGCAAUUGUUGCGACCGAAAUUCCCGGAUCUGGCCGCAAUUUACAUUCAAUUGACGGAAGUGGCACGAGCACAGAAAACUUAUCGAGAGCGGAUAGAAAGAGCCGCCUGGAAUGGAAGGGUAGAAAAGGAAUGGAAUCGAAUCUUUGCCCGUGUCGAUCACGUCUUCCUUUUCCUCUUCGAAUCGCUCAAUCUUCUCAUUUUGCUUCUCUUCCUUCGAUACGCCUUCUUGCCCGUUCCCGAUUUGCCCGAUGAUUUUACUGUG